Messenger RNA from Arachis ipaensis, 2916 nucleotides. RefSeq lists its product as uncharacterized. The record is from RefSeq and is a predicted model, not a curated record. Lineage: Eukaryota; Viridiplantae; Streptophyta; Magnoliopsida; Fabales; Fabaceae.
GAUGAAUUAAACCAAGUUGAAUGGUGUGGACUCUAUAUUCCAGGUGUCUUCAGGUCAUUCGUGGUCAAUAUAUCUUCAAUUCUUCAGCAUCGAAAAAAGCUAUUCUCUGUACUGGAAUUCACCAUUUUCAUAAUUAAUGCAUGCUUUGGUACUUGCUAGUAUUUGGUAACCGAGGACACUAAUUCUCUCCUCAUAUCCUCUUUGCAACUCCAAACAUCACAUCCCUUCACUUACCUAACAUUAUUGGAAUCACCUUCUUCCUUGCGCUAAACCCAUUCAAAUUUUCCUUCUUACGUGGUAGUAGCAAGUAGCAACGUUGCAUGGCUUCGAAGCUAGAACAAACACUUCCAUUAAAACUUUUGGUGGACAGAAAGAAAAGCUGUGUAGUUAUGGCUGAAGCAAGUAAAGAUUUUAUAGAAACUCUGUUUAGUUUCCUGACUCUUCCACUGGGAACUAUCAUUAGGCUUCUGUCGAAGAAUAAGCUGAACGGGCAUGAAGAAGCUAAGGUUGGCUGCAUCAACAAUCUGUACAAUAGCGUGGAAAAUGCAACUGAUGAGGUUUUCUGGAACCCCAUAUGCAAGCAAAUGCUGCUUCGACCGCGAAACCCUUGUAGAGCUCUUUGCAGGAAACUGAAGCUGAAUGUGGAUGACAAUGAGCCCACAAGGCGCUUCAUUUGUAGUAACUAUUGUAAGAGAAGUAAUUCUUUCUUGUUAAGUGCUUUUUCAGGUGUUACUUGCAUCAAAUGUGGGAACCCGAUGGACAAAAAACCGAAGAUAAUGGUGAAUGAUUCCAGUAGUGAAGUAACUCAUCGUCAUGAGGAUGGAGUAUUUAUUAAAGGAGAAGCCAUGUACUUGAUUUUUGAUAAUUUGAAAGUGCUUCAAAGCUCUCCUAGAAUCUUUGUGAAGGAACUUGUCCAGCUUGGCUACAAAGAUUUCAACAAUUUGACAGAAAUUUAUCAAAAUGUUGGUCUGAAGGAGGUUUUGGACUUACUAAAGCAAGCAUUAAGCUCUAAGACUGCCCUCAGUGAUGUUUUCUUUGCAAAUGGAUUCUCUAAGGGGAUGUCCACUUACUCACCAAAAAUUGGACAAACCAUCAACCAUGGUAGAAGUGAUUACAGAAACCUUAAGGUAACUGUGAGCAAAUCCAAGAAGAAAAUACUCCAUGCCGAAGCUGAGGAGGAUUUUGUUGAUUUUCUAUUAAGCUUCCUUACGGCACCACUUGGAUCGGUUCUAAAAGUUUUGGAUGGAAAUGCUUCUCUGGGAUGCAUGGACAACUUGUACAAUAGUGUCAAGGAACUCAUUUCAUCAUGGUUCUUCACAGCAAAAAUCUUCUCCUUGCUGAAUCCACACGUAGCGCCCCAAUUUGGUUUCAAGAAAUGGCAGCCGUUACAGAUUCGUGAGAAAUCCGCUUGUGAAUACAAGUAUGACGAUAUCUCCGGAGUAUUGAUCCCACAGUUACUUGUCGAUAUAAACACUAAAUUUUAUGAACCAAGAUCCCCUGAUGGCCAGAAAGAAGUGGGGUUUGUGAGGAGGCCAUCGGUGUUUGUUGUGUGGGAUGAUCUGCGUGUGAUACCAAUGGCUAAUGCUUCCAGCAUUUCAUUUAUGCAAAAGAUGAAUAUUCCAUUCGAUGAUUUGGAGGAGCAUGUCAUCACAAUUGGGAAUGCAGAGGCACUAAACCUGUUGGGGGCUUCUUUGACAACCAAUGCUGCAUUGACAGAAGGCUUAUUCUACCUCUUGGAGAUGCCAAAUCAAGAUGCUAGAGCUUGAAACUUUCUCUAGUUGGUGAUACGUUGCUGAAUGAUUGAGCAAUACCAUGAUAUUUCCGUUUCUGAAAUUCGCCAACUAUGUUUGAGUGAGACAUGUAUGGUGUUUCUUAUUUUGGUUCUUGUACGUUGUUCUAAUUUGUAAGUCAGCAACUGCUAUUAUUUUUUUUUUCCAAAGUUAAUGGUAUUUUAUUCAAUCCUUGAAAAAAUACAUUGGGGUCCAUAUAUAGGACAGACAAAUGAAAACAAACAAAUAAAAUAAGGGUUCUCACAAUUCACUAAAAAUGAAAUGGAAAUAUUAAUAACUAAAGAAGAAGUGAAACGAAGAAAGGGAAAGGAAAGUCUAGCAUAUAGGGUUUAGAUUUCAUCUCUUGGGGUAACAGUAACUGGAGGGAGCUUCAACUGUCUUCCCCGGAGCCACAAUCUCCUGUUCAAAAAUAAAUUUAUUUCUUUCUUUCCUAGAUGAAAUCUAAUCCCUAGAUGCAACACUUUUCUUAUUCAUGGAUUGUGCAAAUCAGGGAGAAUAUCAUGUGUAUAGGAUCUUCUUGAUGAAAUGCAUGAGUGGACAACCCCUUAAUGUAUUCACUUGCAAUAUAUUAUUAGAUGCUUUAUGCAAAAUCCAACAUCUUGAUGAGACAAUUGCACUAUUUCAGAAAUUAUUGACAAUAGGGCAUCGUCCAGUAUUCUUUUGAAUGGUUUGUGCAAAUGUGGAAGAGUAAGGACAGCAAGGGAGUUUUUUUAGCAUCUUUUGAUCAAUAAUUAUGGUCUAAAUGUUGUGACCUAUAAUAUUAUGAUAAGGGGGCUUUGUAAAGAGAGUUUGAUUGAUGAAGCAGUGACCUUAUUUUCAAAAAUGAAAGGAAAUAAUCGUCUUCCUAAUGCUGUAACUUAUGAAAUAUUUAUUCGAGCUCUUCUUGGUAGAGAUGAGAAUGAGCAAGCAGUAAAGCUUCUUCGUGAAAUGAUCGGUAAAAGUCUACUAGUGAACAAUAACAAGGAGGUGAGAUGAAUUAUUUCAGAUUUUAGUGUUACCCUAGUUGGUGUUAGAGUAAGAAAUGACAUGGAACUAGCAGAAGACCCGUGUGUUGUACGGGUUGAAAACUUCUGUUUUCUGUUUCGAUUUUUUUUUAGUCUUCUUAGAUUAUCACUUUUUACAUUAA